Messenger RNA from Paramecium pentaurelia, 1441 nucleotides. NCBI's taxonomy places the organism in Eukaryota, Ciliophora, Oligohymenophorea, Peniculida, Parameciidae. The record is from the annotation of a GenBank genome assembly.
GAAAUGUAAGACGACCCAACAUUAUUUACAACACUUAAAGGACACAAAGAUACUAUAACAGCAUUGUCAUUUCAUCCUGGAUUGUAUAUCAAUAAUUAUAUAGUAGAAAAUCAAUAGCUUCAAGUGCUAAUGAUGGUGUAGUAUCUGUAUGGCAAUUGAAAUAACCAAGAAAGAUUUAUAGAUUUAUGGGUCAUAAAGGAUAAGUAAGUGAUGUACAAUUUUCUCCUAAUGGAUUAUUAAUUGCAUCUUGUGCAAAAGAUGAGACUAUAAGACUUUGGAAUAAUACAGUUGAAGGAAGUUCAGUAUCAAUAAAGGCACAUUCAGCACCUGUCAGAAGUGUUUAAUUUUCUUGUGAUGGUUAAUUAUUAGUAAGUUCAAGUGAUGAUAAAUCUGUGAAAGUUUGGAGUGUAAAUGAUCGUAAAUUUCAAUAUGGAUUCCAGCAUACAAAUUGGGUUAGAAGUGCAGUGUUUUCAUAAGAUGUUAGAUUGAUAGCAUCAGGUGGUGAUGAUAGAGCAGUUAUUAUUUGGGAUUGUGAUUCAAAAAAAGAAGCUUAAAGAUAUAAUGAACAUAUUGGAGUAGUCUAUAAAGUUCAAUUCUCACCAGAUUCUACAAUAUUAGGAUCAUGUUCUCAUGAUAAAAAAUUAAAAUUAUUUGAUGUAAGAUCAAAGAGAGUUAUAUAACAUUAUGAUGCUCAUGCAGAUUCAGUAUUAGAUUUGAAAUUUCAUCCAUCUGGAUAAUUUGCUAUGACAUCUGGAGCUGAUAGUAAAGUAAAAGUAUGGGAUCUAAGAAUGGGUAAAUUAGCAUAUACACUUUAUGGUCAUAAUGGUUAAGCUACUACAUGUGCAUUUUCUAAUCAUGGAGAUUAUUUUGCUACUGGAGGAUCUGAUAGUAUGAUUUUAGUUUGGAAUACUAAUUGGGUAUGCAGUGGUCAAGAAUCUUUAGAUGAAAAACCUAAAUAAGUUAAAACUAAACCUAUUCAACAUACAUAACCAUAAACAUAAUAAUAAUCAUCUUAAUAGAAAGAAAAUAUAUAAUAAACUAAUAGUUAAUUACCUAAGUAGAAAGAAACUGUUCUAUAUUCAAAUGCAGAUAAUAGUCUACAUAAAAAGAGUGAAUUUAAUUAAAGUGUAUAAUUAUAGAAAGAGGAUGUACCAGCUGAAGUUAUUACUUAAUUAGAUAAUAUUAGUGGUUAAUUAGAAUUAAUUACAAGGUUAUUACUAUUUAAUUUAUUUUUAGAACUUUAUAAGCUCUUGAGUAAAGAGUUUCUAAUAAUGAAUAAUAAAUUUGUAGACUUAAUCUUGCAUUAACUAGAGAUUUUGAAAGAAGUGAAUAAAUUUAACAUUAAAUAUAUGAUUUAAGACCUUUAGAUGAAUAAGUUUAAGAUUAAGAAGAAGAAGAUAAUAUUAAUUAUAUCAAAUUUCAUCGUGCAGCUAACAAUUGA